Molecule: messenger RNA, 2979 nt
Organism: Arvicanthis niloticus (Nile rat)
Lineage: Eukaryota; Metazoa; Chordata; Mammalia; Rodentia; Muridae
Source: RefSeq, a predicted model, not a curated record
CUGCGGCGGGCAGCGGGCGACAGGCGGCGGGCGCCGCGCGGCGCGAGGAUGGGCCGGUCGCGGAGCCGGAGCUCGUCCCGCUCUAAGCACACCAAGAGCUCCAAGCACAACAAGAAGCGCAGCCGCUCGCGCUCGCGCUCGCGGGACAAGGAGCGGGUGCGGAAGCGCUCCAAGUCCCGGGAGAGCAAACGGAACCGGCGGCGGGAGCGCGCCUCGUCCCCGCCCGACCGCAUCGACAUCUUCGGGCGCACGGUGAGCAAGCGCAGCAGCCUGGACGAGAAGCAGAAACGGGAGGAGGAGGAGAAGAAGGCGGAGUUCGAGCGACAGCGAAAAAUUCGGCAGCAGGAAAUAGAAGAAAAACUCAUUGAGGAAGAAACAGCACGAAGAGUGGAAGAAUUGGUAGCAAAAAGGGUGGAAGAAGAAUUGGAGAAAAGGAAGGAUGAAAUUGAGCGAGAAGUUCUCCGAAGGGUUGAAGAAGCCAAACGCAUCAUGGAAAAGCAGUUGCUCGAAGAACUCGAGCGACAGAGACAAGCUGAGCUUGCAGCACAAAAAGCUAGAGAGGAGGAAGAGAGAGCAAAGCGUGAGGAACUGGAGCGGAUAUUAGAAGAAAAUAACCGGAAAAUCGCAGAAGCACAGGCCAAGCUGGCUGAAGAACAGUUGAGAAUUGUUGAAGAACAAAGAAAGAUUCAUGAGGAAAGGAUGAAACUAGAACAAGAACGACAGCGUCAACAAAAAGAAGAACAAAAAAUUAUCCUGGGCAAGGGGAAGUCCAGGCCAAAACUGUCCUUCUCACUAAAAACCCAGGAUUGAAUGGCAAACUCUGAACUUUUUGCAAAGAAAAAUGAAAAAACUUCGUAUUGUAGCUUCAUGUUGAAGUGGUUUUUUUUGUUUUUUGUUUUCUUUUCUUUUUUUUAAUUUGGAAAAUCUGGAAAGUUAGCUUGUUCUAAUAGGGGCUAUGCUCUGCAAUCCCUUUAUUUUUCCCUCUUUUCCUCCAUUAAGUCAAGUCCUUAUCAGAUCAUUGCUGUCUUCUAGAAGUGGUGUAUUUUGCACCUGUUGAGAUUCUGUACUGGUUGGGUCUGCUGAAAAGCGGGUCACUUGGUGACUAGCUGGUCUGGUAAGGUGUUCACUGACCACUGACUUCGGAGUUAUACUCUGUUUACUAUGUCAUAAUGCUGGUUUUGCUGACUUUUUGUUUUUUUAUGCAUUUAUAAAAAAAGAAAAAGUUGGUAAUUGCAUUGCAAAAUUCCCAGGGUUUUACUGGACCUGUGGUGUGUUGUUAGAGCAGUGUCCUUGUGAUGCUGUGGCUCUUGAAGUUCCUGACAACAGGUAAGGAAACAGUUGGUCACCUGCUACAGAAAUAAGUUGCAGUGCAGUGUUGUCUCUGUCGGACUUUGUUUCUUUCAUUGACAAAAUCAAACCAGCAUUCCCCACUGUAAAUAAAUGAUUUUGCUGAAUAAAGUAAAGUCUUAAAUUCAUAUGUUUAAGCAAUUUUUUUUUUUUAAGUUCUGUUAAGUCUGAAGGGUGGUUUACUUUUAGAAGCCUUAGAGCUGUACUAUAUUUCCUCCGGUUUAUACCUUUCACAGGGUUUCUAUGUACACCACAUAUACUUGUGAAUUAGUACUUUCUGGCUAUUUUUACAGACACUACUUUAUGCUGAUAAAGAAUUAUAACAUCAAGUAUUAUCUUUCGAAAACACUAAACCUGUGCCUCUGUUAUAGAAAUUAAACAAAUUAUGCUUAAUAAACACAAAAGGUAUGUUUUAAAACUACAGAAUAUUGUUACUUUUAGUGAGGGUGGACUGUCAGCUAGAACCUGGCUUUCUAUGUUCAAAAUGACUAAAAUAGUCUUAACCCUAGCAUGUUGGCAGGGGUUGGGGUGGGGGUGAUAAAACCAUUUAAAUUCACUAAUGGGGUGGAGCUUGGGCUUUGAGUAUUUUUGCACUUGGAAACUUACAUAUAACCCAGUAGAAUGUGUCUCAUUUCAUCUUUUAUUAGUUGAAGUUGGCUAGCAUUAAAACACUCAAGGAAAGGCUAUCUGAGGUGUGUAGGCAUGGCAUAGUGGAGAAAAGGAUCCUGGAGACAUCAUUCUUUUCACUGAAAAUGCUGCUUGGGAUGAAUAAUUGGUGAUUAUUUUGUGUUUGCAUGCUUUGGAAACUGCUGUUGCUUUAGUUUCAACUCUUCACUGUGGUAAAGAAGAGUGAAAUCAUUUUAAUAUCUUUAAAGAUAAAAUUUUAAGUAGGCAUGAGGUAUAUAGUGUGAAGGUCUUAGUGAACAGGAUACCUUAGUACUCUUAACCACACGUCUGCUUCAUUUAUCUGAAUAGAUUAUAAAACUAAGUCUCUUAACAUAGCUUAGCUCAAUUCAGAGUCAUUGUUGCUCUCAGUCGCAUCUUCAAGUUUUGGACAUGUUAUUUAAAAGCUGCUUUUGCUCUGCUAGUGUUUGUUCUAAGCACUAUCUGAAGAGUAGCCUGGGCUCCAGAUACUGAGAUCAGCCUUUUCGUGCCUUUACCCUGUCACUCAGUUUUUUUCUGCCACAUGUGACAAGAAAUCACAGUUGCUAAGUGAUGGAGUGUCUGCUGUUGGAGACUCUGAGAUAUACUAGGUUGUUCCUGUGCUUAGUAACUGAUUACUGUUGUGUGCCAGGCUAUAGGAAAGAGGAUGUCAUUGUCAAUAAAAUGCACCCAGCUUUUACAGUGCUACAACAAUGUAGUAGUUUGUGUCUUCAUUUGUUCCAUUGCUUUUGUAUACAUACUAUAAAAGCUAAUCUUUCCCGCUCUCAGCAGUUCAGAUGUUCCCUAACUUACUAAAUAUAAAUAUGCUUUUACUUCAGUUUUGUUUUCUUGAGUUACUUGAAAUUCCUGAUGCAUUAUAGAAUUAUUGACUGUUUAUUUUUAUUAUAGUAUUUAAAAUUUGUAGUUCAUUGCCAUUAAUAUUGUGGAGUUUGCAGAAAUCUCAACGGUAUAAACUAAACCUUUAAAUUA